This is a messenger RNA of Trypanosoma rangeli, 2439 nucleotides long. Its product is annotated as flagellar inner dynein arm I1 intermediate chain IC140. The transcript has a single exon. Bases 1 to 2439 code for a protein of 812 amino acids. Gene Ontology annotation, cellular component: inner dynein arm. Gene Ontology annotation, molecular function: dynein light chain binding; dynein heavy chain binding. NCBI's taxonomy places the organism in Eukaryota, Euglenozoa, Kinetoplastea, Trypanosomatida, Trypanosomatidae. Gene Ontology annotation, biological process: cilium movement involved in cell motility; inner dynein arm assembly. The record is from RefSeq and is a predicted model, not a curated record.
AUGCCGCUCGAAACAGCCGGUGCAGAUGCAGAUGUAGCUGCCGACUCCUCCAUUCUUGGGCGUUCUGGGGCGGCGAGUGGAGCACCGCAGCUAGAAGGUGGGUUGGGCCAAUUUACUGGAUUGACCGCAGGACGGCAGGAAAAGCGCUCAAGUUGCGGCUGCGCCUCGGAUUGGAUAACCGAUGAGCUGCUAAGCCUGGCGGGGAAGCUCAAGACGAUCGUUCCAAAGGGAACGUGGGAAAGCUUUGGUAGUGAAAACGAGAUUUCCGAGGAAAACGGCUACAACGUGAAGAAGCGGCCACAGGUGCGGGUAUCGUUUGAGGUGCGUCGUGACGUGCUUCUCCACCAACGAAUGGUGCACACGAGUUACCUGACGAAGGAGGCCAGUGAAGAUAGUCGUGACCAACGCGGCACAACGAGCACCAUGUAUGAGGUGGCGAGGAAUGAAGUGGACACCGGGGUCCAGGCGGUUUUACCAAUUGUGGACAAGAUGACACAGACGCCCUUUUCCCGAAAGGUUGACGCCGCCAUUCAAGUGCAACCCGCCCUUGUUGAUGCGUGCAUUAAUAACAUAACGGUUCCAAGAACCGAGGAUCCGGAGAUGACGGCUUUUUUUAAUAAGGUGCUUCCCCGUACCUUACACUGUCUGCUGCAAAACUAUGAGGUGGCUAUCUAUCAAGAUGAAUUUGUCCUGUUUACGGAGGAUGAUGCGAUUGUGGGUUCCCGCGACGAUACUGUCCUAAUUGAAAAAGGUAACUACACCCACACAACCAUGAAGGAUCUUUGCGUUUCUUCCAUCAGCUGGCGAAGUUGUCGCCCCAAGGAUGACUUUGUUUGCAUGGCCUCGGUUUCGAGGUGCACCUACGAGGAACGUAUCGAGGCUGAAAAACGAUGUGAAACAGCCAUUAACCUCGUCUGGGAUUUUGCGGAUCCCAUGCAUCCACGGGCCUUCUUGGAGGCUCCAGUGGAAAUACAGGUCCUUAGGUUCAAUCCGUUAAAGCCAAACUAUAUUGCAGGCGGUGCAAUGAAUGGGCAGCUGUUUCUCUGGGAUCUUAAUCGUAUGGACACAGCCACGGUUUCCAACAUAAAGGCGGGGAUAGAGCGUGUGGAAGAUCAAAAUGUAGUGAUUCGGUCGGAACCUGGGACGAAGGACAUCCCUCCGAUGGCGUUGAGUGUGAAGGGAGUUAGUACGGAGCGGGAUGGGGAUGUUCUUGUGCCUCGCCUACAGCCGGUGCAAAGUUCUCGGGUGGAGCUGUCGCAUAGGCGUCCCGUGCACGCUCUUCAAUGGAUGCCUAAUGGUUUGGAGUGUGGGUUUGACGGGAAACAAACUGUGACACAAGAAGGACGCCAGUUUUUUUCGCUAAGCGAUGAUGGGUACAUGUGUGUGUGGGACAUUCGCCCUGAUCAUCUCCCCCCUGAUAAGCUUCGCAAGAUGAAACACCAAGGCCGGGUGGGUGGUGAAGAGUUUCCAUGGGUACCGCUGUUGCGCUAUCAAAUGUCAAGACCCGGUGGUGGUAGUGAGCUGAUGGGAUUCCGUUUUUACGUAGACGGCCUUGGCCCCCAUCAGGUACCGUCGUACGUCGCCGUAUGCGGCACGACACUUGGGGAAGUUGUGAUGUGUAGCACACUCACACCGAAUGAACGGCAAGAACUCUCACCUCACGCGGACGAAACCCGUGUUGUACGCCUCCUGACUAAGGCGCAUGCUGGGCCCGUCUACAGCAUUCAACGGCAUCCUCUUAUCAGUGAUGUUUAUUUGUCAUGCGGUGAUCUCCACUUUAAACUUUGGCGUGUGGGAUUGGAUCGUCCCAUUUUUAUUUCCUCGCGGCAUGAUGCUCCUAUCACAUGUGCCUGUUGGGCACCGUUGCGGGUGGCUGUUGUGGUGGUAGGCACAGUGGAUGGAAAGAUUCUUGUGUGGGACCUGCUAGAUCGAAAUCGAGAGCCGCUGGUUGUGCAUCAACUUGUGCAGGAUGCCAUUACAGUCAUUAACUUUAAACCAGUGCCACCGGUACUGCCUCCACACUAUGUGCAAUACGCUGCUAUUGGUACAAGCGUCGGCUCAUUUCACUGGUACGCCCUGCCGAAAGUUCUGUCACGUGGCCUGAGUGGGGAGCAGCGGCACUUCCGUGCAAUGUUAGAGCGGGAGGUGCGUCGUGUGUACUACUACAGCUGGCGUUGGUCGGAACGCGAGCGAGAGAAGGAUCGCUACGGUGUCGCGGCCCCAAAGAUGCUCGGAAAGUCCUCUUCUAUUGCAGCUGCUGCGGAGGAAAAGGCGCCAUGGGCCACAGACGCCUUUGAGGAAAACUUCUACGCAUACGACGGCCACCGUGACGAGGAGUUCCUUGAGAAGGUGAAGCAGCCGCUGCCAGAGGCGGAGAGGAUGGAGAUGGACGACGUGGUGGAGGAAGAUGGGGUUGAGGAAGGCAACGACGCGUCGUAA